AUGGAAAUGGAACCUGGGCCUCCUGGAGAUCCGGAAGAUGAAAACCUACCUGAGGAAGUGUUAGAACUAAGAAGGCAAAUGCGCCAAAGGGAGAUUGUAAUAGUGCCAGAUCCAAGAAACUUAGAUAGGCCGGAAGAGGGCCAUAUUAAUGUUAUUAUACAACACCCCUUAAAUGACGAAGCGAGAAGAUUUCUAGAUGAAAUGGUACAAAUGAACCUGCCAAAUGGUGACGCUUUCCAUAACCCUCGUCCGAACCGGAGGAGCAAUAGAUGUAGGAAAUUAGGAAUGCACCUCUGCUUCAUUGUAGGUGUCGUUGUUACCAUUUGUAUGUCUGUGUUCUUGUACAUGAGACAUUUCUACGACGAUAAAAACCCACCACAAUGGAUUAACCUGAUGUAUUCGGUGGUGACCAGACUCGAGGAUUGCUACAAAAUGAUUUCAAAAUUUGCUGAAAGUGACGAGUCUGUCAGUGACGACAAGCAGCUAUAA
This is a messenger RNA of Helobdella robusta, 489 nucleotides long. RefSeq lists its product as hypothetical. The transcript has a single exon. The record is from RefSeq and is a predicted model, not a curated record. The coding region runs from base 1 to 489 and encodes 162 amino acids. Lineage: Eukaryota; Metazoa; Annelida; Clitellata; Rhynchobdellida; Glossiphoniidae.